AGCUGUUCCAGCGAACCUCUCUUUUACCCUGCUGAGUGCUCGGUUCAGAUCGCACCGGACUGUGGCUCUCACCCAGGGCUCGCCAUGGCCCAGCAGAGAGCUCUGCCCCAGAGCAAGGAGACGCUGCUGCAGUCUUACAACAAGCGGCUCAAGGACGACAUCAAGUCCAUCAUGGACAACUUCACCGAGAUCAUCAAGACCGCCAAGAUUGAGGAUGAGACACAGGUGUCGCGGGCUACUCAGGGUGAACAGGACAAUUACGAGAUGCACGUCCGAGCUGCCAACAUCGUCCGAGCUGGCGAGUCACUGAUGAAGCUGGUGUCUGAUCUCAAGCAGUUCCUGAUCCUCAAUGACUUCCCGUCGGUGAACGAAGCCAUCGACCAGCGUAACCAGCAGCUCCGCUCCCUGCAGGAGGAGUGCGACCGCAAGCUCAUCACCCUGCGGGACGAGGUCUCCAUUGACCUGUACGAGUUGGAGGAGGAGUACUACUCGUCCAGCUCAAGUCUCUGCGAAGCUAAUGACCUGCCUCUGUGCGAAGCUUACUGGAGGCUGGACCUCGACACAGAUUCCGCUGAUGGCCUCUCAGCCCCUCUUCUGGCGUCCCCGGAGAUUGGUGCUGGUCCCUUGCAGUCUGCAGCCUCUGCCCACUCGCAUGGUGGUGGCCCUGGUCCCACGGAACACACCUGAACCUCUUGGGGUACCUUCUCAGGGCAGCCCUCUCCAGGGCCCUCGUUUAUCAGAAAGGAUGCACACCAAGCCUAGCUUUUUGCAGUCUCAGCUC
This is a messenger RNA of Acomys russatus (golden spiny mouse), 781 nucleotides long. It is a transcript of the gene Med22, whose product is annotated as mediator complex subunit 22. Gene Ontology annotation, cellular component: mediator complex. Bases 85 to 687 code for a protein of 200 amino acids. The transcript has 4 exons. NCBI's taxonomy places the organism in Eukaryota, Metazoa, Chordata, Mammalia, Rodentia, Muridae. The record is from RefSeq and is a predicted model, not a curated record. Gene Ontology annotation, biological process: regulation of transcription by RNA polymerase II. Gene Ontology annotation, molecular function: transcription coregulator activity.